This is a messenger RNA of Zootermopsis nevadensis, 1234 nucleotides long. RefSeq lists its product as uncharacterized. Gene Ontology annotation, biological process: regulation of protein phosphorylation; positive regulation of cell population proliferation; cell population proliferation. NCBI's taxonomy places the organism in Eukaryota, Metazoa, Arthropoda, Insecta, Blattodea, Termopsidae. Gene Ontology annotation, cellular component: extracellular region. The record is from RefSeq and is a predicted model, not a curated record. Gene Ontology annotation, molecular function: insulin-like growth factor receptor binding; hormone activity.
ACACCCCGCGUGCACCAUUCCUCAACUUCUUCGGCAGGAGACAGGAUCGCCACGGCAGUGGAAGUUCUGCUACUUGCAUCACGUACAACGAAUCAUCCGGUUCGACUAGAGGACGACAACAUAACCCUCCAGGUGUUGUCAAUAUGCCACUGCUGUCUGUGGUAAGAAUAUUUCUGCUCACGAUGACCGUAUCAGCCUCGCCGCUAGGACGACUGCAGCUUUGCGGCAGCGAACUCGCGAAUAAACUGGCAGAAAUCUGCUCAAUUCAAGGUUACAACGACCCCUUCAGACACAGUAUGUACUAUGAAGUGUCGCCCUUCGAGGGCGGAGUCUCCUCGACGACACGGUCGAAGAGAGGAGUAGCUGACGAGUGCUGUAAGACUGGUUGUUCGUGGGACACCCUAGAACAGUACUGCAACCCGCCACUCUCAACUCCCGACAGACCUCAUAAUCUACAAGAAACUGAAGACCAUUCCAUAAAUCACAUCGCACAAGUUGAUUCUGAAGGAUCGGCGGGGCAACCAACCACAAUAACCAGAGAACAGAAGAACGACCUCGUCAGUAAGGUCAGAAGUCAUCACGAAAAAAAGGGUCGGCGGGGAAAUAACAGAUGUCGUUGUCGGCGGAGACGCCGGCGUGGAAAGGGGGACAUUGAAGACCCGGAGAUUCUAGAGAAUAAGAUUGCGCCAGUCAUAGGCACAAUCAAUCCAGCCUACUUUGCAAAUCCUGUUAUCCUUCCGCCAAGAAUAAGAAAAGAAGAGAUGGCAUUACAAGACACGAAGUAACGCGGAGCCAUACGAUAUUUAAUGGACUUGGCAUCCCGCUCACCUGUAAUUUAUCAUCAGCACUUUAAUGAUCUAGUCACUACUCACCGUAUGUCAGCCUAGUGUGUCGUGAUGUCCCGUAUUUAAAAUCUGUGUUACUGUGACGUUUAGAGACUACAAGCAAAGAAGUAGGACUGAGCAAAUACAGAGUAUUCCAAAGAGAUGUACACAAUCAUUAAUACGUCAUAUUUGUGUAUUUAUCUUUUUUGGAACACUUGUAGUGUUAAAUAUGAUAUUUAUUCCGACUUUAUAUUAAUUUACACUAAAACUUUUAGAAUUAUUAUUCCAUCUAGAUGUUAGCACAAGGAAAAUCCCAAUCUUAAUAUUUCGUACAUAUUGUAUUAGUGUGGUUUGAGGUUACACAAAGUUCUUUAUUAUUUGGACGUAAAUAAACUGUGAAUGAAAUUUAA